AUGGCUCUCGAGACCGCCCCCUCCUCUCCCGUCCCUAUUGACGAAUUGACCAAGAUUGCCACACAGGCCUGUGACUCCGCUCUUGGGCAAGCCGAAGGUUACGAGCAUACCCAGGUCGGAACCUGGAACUCUGAGAUCAUCAACUCUAUCCUCAAAGCUCUCAUCACCGCCACCACCCCCUCUACACCCUCGACCCCCCCGCCAUACCGCUUCACCGUGAACAGCACCAUCGUGCAACAAGGCCUGAUUGACAAGUCGUCUGCUGCAGACGGCUCGGCCGCCAACACCGGAAAGCGCGGCAUGCACUCCGCCUCUGGAGCCUUCUGGGACGUCAACCGCGACGGAAUGUGGACAUUCAAGUACCCUGGCGCGGAAGCGAGGGGCCUGGACGUGGUCGUCAGCGUCACAUGGUUCGCGCUGGGCUGA
This is a messenger RNA of Aspergillus calidoustus, 426 nucleotides long. Lineage: Eukaryota; Fungi; Ascomycota; Eurotiomycetes; Eurotiales; Aspergillaceae. The record is from the annotation of a GenBank genome assembly.